Molecule: messenger RNA, 2424 nt
Organism: Chelmon rostratus (copperband butterflyfish)
Lineage: Eukaryota; Metazoa; Chordata; Actinopteri; Chaetodontiformes; Chaetodontidae
Gene: ace2
Product: angiotensin I converting enzyme 2
Exons: 18
Coding region: 1-2424 (807 amino acids)
Biological process (GO): proteolysis
Cellular component (GO): plasma membrane
Molecular function (GO): metallopeptidase activity; peptidyl-dipeptidase activity
Source: RefSeq, a predicted model, not a curated record
AUGUCUGCUAGGAUUUUUGUAGCGUUGCUGGCUGUGUGCUGCACUGUUUCUGCCCAGUCAGAGGUGGAGAACAAGGCGAAGGAAUUUCUGCGGGUGUUCGACGAGGAGGCCACUAAACUCGUGUACCAGCACUCGCUGGCGUCAUGGACCUACAACACCAACAUUACAAACGAGAACGCAGAAAAACUGUCACGAGAGGGGCAAAUUUGGAGCGCCUUCUACACCAAUAUGUCAAAAAAGUCCCAGGAUUACCCCAUCAAUGAGAUCAAAGAUCCACAAAUCAAAUUACAGCUCAUCUCCCUACAAGACAAAGGCUCUGGUGCCCUAUCCCCAGAUCAAGCUGCACGUCUGAGUAACAUCUUGAGUGAGAUGAGUACAAUCUACAGCACAGGGACAGUGUGUCUCAUUGACGACCCCUUUAACUGCCAGACUUUGGAGCCAGGCCUGGAUCAUAUAAUGGCCAACAGCCGAAACUACUCGGAGCGCCUGCAUGUGUGGGAGGGCUGGAGGAGACAGGUGGGGAAGAAGAUGAGGCCUCUGUACGAAGAAUACGUGGAUCUGAAGAAUGAAGCUUCCAGACUAAAUGGAUUUGAAGACUACGGAGCUUACUGGAGAUAUAACUAUGAGACGAUAGAUGAGGAAGGUCCGUACAAAUACACCAGAAAUGACCUGAUGGAGGACGUCCGUUCUAUAUACAGAGAGAUCCUGCCCUUGUACAAGGAGCUGCAUGCCUACGUUAGAGCCAAGCUUAUGGAGGUCUACGAAGGAGACAUUGAUCCACAAGGACCUCUGCCAGCCCACCUGCUGGGUGACAUGUGGGGAAGAUUCUGGACCAACCUGUACCCUCUGGUAGUCCCCUACCCGAAGAGAACAGAUAUUGAUGUCACCGAAGCUAUGUUAAAUCAGAGCUGGACUGAGCUUCGGCUUUUCGAAGAAGCAGAGAAGUUCUUUAUGUCUGUGGGCCUUUACGAGAUGUUCCCAAACUUCUGGAAUAACUCCAUGCUGGUGAAGCCUGACGAUGGCCGCGACGUGGUCUGUCACCCCACAGCCUGGGACAUGGGAAACAGAGAGGACUUCAGGAUCAAAAUGUGCACCGUGGUUAACAUGGACAACUUCCUCACUGUGCACCAUGAGAUGGGUCACAACCAGUACCAGAUGGCCUACCGUAACCUGUCCUACCUCCUGAGGGACGGAGCCAACGAGGGCUUCCAUGAGGCUGUCGGAGAAAUCAUGUCCCUCUCUGCUGCAACACCCAAACACCUGCAGGGCCUGGGUCUCCUGCCACUCGACUUCACUGAUGAUAACGAAACAGAGAUCAACUUCCUGAUGAAACAGGCGCUCACCAUCGUGGCCACACUGCCGUUCACCUACAUGCUGGAGGAAUGGAGGUGGCAGGUGUUUGCAGGGGAAAUCCCCAAGAAAGAGUGGAUGAAGCGCUGGUGGGAGAUGAAGACGGAGCUGGUAGGGGUGGUGGAGGGAGUGCCAAGAAAUGAAGAGUACUGUGACCCACCUGCUCUGUUCCAUGUAUCUGGAGACUAUUCCUUCAUCAGGUACUUCACAAGAACCAUCUACCAGUUCCAGUUCCAAAAAGCGCUCUGUAAAUUGAGUAAUCAUACAGGUCCCUUGUCUUCAUGUGACAUUACUGGCUCUAAAGCAGCAGGAACCAAGCUGAAGGAUAUGUUAAAACUGGGAAAGUCGGAGUCCUGGACCAAGGCUUUGGAAACGAUAUCCGGUGACGUUAGGAUGAACGUCCAACCCCUUAAGGACUAUUUCCAAAAACUUGAAGACUGGCUGAAGGCAGAGAACAAGAAACACAACAGGAUGGUAGGCUGGGCGACAGGCAGUAAGCCAUAUGACAAAUAUUCCAUCACAGUGAGACUAAGUUUGAAGUCUGCCAUGGGCGAUGACGCUUAUCCCUGGAACGACAACGAGAUGUUCCUGUUCAAGUCCAACAUUGCAUUUGCUGUGAGGCAGUACUACACCCAAAAGAACCAGACCCUUCUCCUCACAACAGAGAAUGUCCUCACAACUAAACCAACUGAUAGAAUCUCCUUCAACAUGACCGUCACAGAUCCAAGAUAUUCCCUCUCAUAUAUCCCAAAGCAUGAAGUGGAGGCUGCCAUACGGAUGUUUCGAGGCCGAAUCAACGGUGCCUUCCAACUGGAUGACAGUACGCUGGAGUUCGAGGGUAUCCUACCAACACUGGCCCCUCCCGUGGAGCAGCCGGUGGAGGUGUGGCUGGUGGUAUUUGGGGUGGUCAUGGGAAUCGUGGUGCUCGCAGGCAUCUACCUCAUCGUCUCUGGUGUCAAAGAGCGCAGAAAGCAACCCCCAGUGGCAGGCGUUGAGAAUCCAUACGAUGAAAAGCUUGAAGGAAAACCUAACAAAGCCUUUGAGGACAGUGAGGAUGAACUAACUGGAUUCUGA